Oryza brachyantha (malo sina) is the source of this 1975-nucleotide messenger RNA. RefSeq names its product probable arabinosyltransferase ARAD1. Lineage: Eukaryota; Viridiplantae; Streptophyta; Magnoliopsida; Poales; Poaceae. Gene Ontology annotation, molecular function: glycosyltransferase activity. The record is from RefSeq and is a predicted model, not a curated record. Bases 132 to 1541 code for a protein of 469 amino acids. The transcript is spliced from 2 exons.
AAAGCUGCUUUCUUCUUCCCCUUCCUCUCCUUUCCUUUCCUCGAUCCAUGGCUAGGGAAGACUGAGAGAGAUCCAUCGAUCCGCCUCUCUCCCUCCCACCAUGCUCCGCCCAUGACCCGGGCGGCUUCCCCAUGCCGCCCCGCGCCCGCACCCUCCUUCUGCCGCUUGCGGCCGCCACGCUCCUCGUCGCCUCCACCAUCUUCCUCUUCGCCGCCACCGGCGCGCGCUGGCGCCCCGCCGACACCGGCCUCCCGGUCCCCGCCGCCGCCUUCUCCUCGGCCGUACUAGAGGCCGCGGAUUCCAAAACAGACAGCUCCGCCAAAGAACUCUCGUUCCUUGACGAGAAUGGCGGGCCCGACGACCCCAGCUCCAGCUCGGCUGCUGCCGCGAGAUGCAACCCGGGCCGCGCCGCCGUCAGGGUCUUCAUGUACGACCUUCCGCCGGAGUUCCACUUCGGCCUCCUCGGCUGGGCUGAUGGAGGCGCCGUGUGGCCGGAUGUGAGGAGCGGCGCCGCCCCGCGCUACCCCGGUGGGCUCAACCAGCAGCACAGCGUCGAGUACUGGCUCACGCUCGACCUCCUGUCCUCAUCGUCGCCGCCGUGCGGGGCCGCAGUCAGGGUCGCCGACUCCCGCGACGCCGACGUGGUCUUCGUGCCCUUCUUCGCCUCCCUCAGCUACAACCGCCACUCCAGGGCCGUGCCGCCGGAGAAGGUCAGCAGGGACAAGGCGCUGCAGGAGCAGCUGGUCAGGUACCUGAUGGCACAGCCGGAGUGGAAGAGGUCAGGUGGCGCCGACCAUGUCAUUGUCGCGCACCACCCGAACAGCCUUCUCCAUGCCCGGUCAGUGCUGUCCCCGGCGGUAUUCGUGCUGUCUGACUUCGGGAGGUACCACCCCAGGGUAGCCAGCUUGGAGAAGGAUGUCAUUGCUCCUUACAAGCAUAUGGCUAAGACGUUUGUGAAUGAUUCUGCUGGGUUCGAUGCCCGGGCGACGCUGUUAUACUUCCGGGGAGCAAUUUACAGGAAGGAGGGAGGGAAUAUCCGACAGGAGCUAUAUUAUAUGCUCAAAGAUGAAAAAGAUGUUUAUUUUGCCUUUGGAAGCGUUCAGGACCAUGGGGCCAGCAAAGCCAGUCAGGGAAUGCACUCAUCAAAGUUUUGCCUUAACAUUGCAGGGGACACCCCUUCCUCCAAUCGCCUGUUUGAUGCUAUAGUAAGUCAUUGUGUCCCUGUUAUCAUCAGUGAUGACAUUGAGCUUCCUUAUGAAGAUGCAUUGGACUACUCCAAAUUUUCCAUCUUUGUUCGCUCAUCUGAUGCUGUCAAAAAGGGUUACUUGAUGAGACUGAUUAGAGGAGUAAGCAACCAUCAAUGGACAAAAAUGUGGAAACAGCUGAAAGAAGUGGAUAAACAUUUUGAGUAUCAGUUCCCAUCUCAGAAGGAUGAUGCCGUCCAGAUGAUCUGGCAAGCAUUGGCCAGAAAGGUGCCUUCCAUCCGGCUGAAGGCACAUAGGUUUAGAAGAUUUUCGAGAUAUGAUAGAGGUCGAAAAUAAACAGGGAGAAGGUGCUUAAGUCUAGAAGAUUUUCUAGAUCGGAGGAGAAAAGGAAAAUGAACAAGAAGACAGUGUAUGCAUGUCAUCGAGGGCCUUGUUAUCUAACUAGAAUUUCCCUGACACAUCAAUUGCAUGUCUCAUGUGGUUUCAUGAACGAGAUAAUCGGACAGAUUGGCAAGGAUCAAUGAGAUGUAAAAAAUUUCAGGCUAAUUGUUGUUUGUUUCUUAGAAAGAAGAUUCGUAGCUUAGGAUUAGGCUGUCCAACUGAGGUGUAUACGGGCCGGCAAAAGAUUGUUGUUUUUGUAACAUAUACUCUUAGAAGUAAAUCAAAAGGUGGUAAAGUUCUUGAUCUGAAUAUGAUAUUGGGAACUGCAUCAGACUUGAUCAUAUGUACUGUGUAUUCAAUCAUUUUUGCAUUUUGCUGUUGCUAAAUGA